Odobenus rosmarus divergens (Pacific walrus) is the source of this 1541-nucleotide messenger RNA. It is a transcript of the gene PSMD11, whose product is annotated as proteasome (prosome, macropain) 26S subunit, non-ATPase, 11. Gene Ontology annotation, cellular component: proteasome regulatory particle, lid subcomplex. Bases 55 to 1323 code for a protein of 422 amino acids. The record is from RefSeq and is a predicted model, not a curated record. NCBI's taxonomy places the organism in Eukaryota, Metazoa, Chordata, Mammalia, Carnivora, Odobenidae. The transcript is spliced from 14 exons. Gene Ontology annotation, molecular function: protein binding; structural molecule activity. Gene Ontology annotation, biological process: ubiquitin-dependent protein catabolic process.
GAGUGUGUUUCCGGCGUCGGCGGCCGCGGCCGGGGACGGUGUGAAAGCGGUAAGAUGGCGGCAGCGGCUGUGGUGGAGUUCCAGAGAGCCCAGUCUCUGCUCAGCACCGACCGGGAGGCCUCCAUCGACAUUCUCCACUCCAUCGUGAAGCGUGACAUUCAGGAGAAUGAUGAGGAGGCAGUGCAGGUCAAAGAGCAGAGUAUCCUGGAACUGGGAUCUCUCUUGGCGAAGACUGGACAAGCUGCAGAGCUUGGAGGACUCCUGAAGUAUGUGCGACCCUUCUUGAAUUCCAUCAGCAAGGCUAAAGCAGCUCGUCUGGUCCGAUCUCUUCUUGAUCUGUUUCUUGAUAUGGAAGCAGCUACAGGGCAGGAGGUCGAAUUGUGUUUAGAGUGCAUCGAAUGGGCCAAAUCAGAGAAGCGAACUUUCUUACGCCAAGCCUUGGAGGCAAGACUGGUGUCUUUGUACUUUGAUACCAAGAGGUACCAGGAAGCAUUGCAUUUGGGUUCUCAGCUGCUGCGGGAGUUGAAAAAGAUGGAUGACAAAGCCCUUUUGGUGGAAGUACAGCUUUUAGAAAGCAAAACAUACCAUGCCCUGAGCAACCUGCCGAAAGCCCGAGCUGCCUUAACCUCUGCUCGAACUACAGCAAAUGCUAUCUACUGCCCCCCUAAAUUGCAGGCCACCUUGGAUAUGCAGUCAGGUAUUAUCCAUGCAGCAGAAGAGAAGGAUUGGAAAACUGCAUAUUCCUAUUUCUAUGAGGCAUUUGAGGGUUAUGACUCCAUCGAUAGCCCAAAGGCCAUCACAUCUCUGAAGUACAUGUUGCUGUGCAAAAUCAUGCUCAACACCCCAGAAGAUGUCCAGGCUUUGGUGAGCGGGAAGCUUGCACUUCGGUAUGCGGGGAGACAGACAGAAGCAUUAAAAUGUGUGGCUCAGGCUAGCAAGAACAGAUCACUGGCAGAUUUUGAAAAGGCCCUGACAGAUUAUCGGGCAGAGCUCCGGGAUGACCCAAUCAUCAGUACACACUUGGCCAAGUUGUAUGAUAACUUACUGGAACAGAACCUGAUCCGAGUCAUUGAGCCUUUUUCCCGAGUUCAGAUUGAACACAUAUCUAGUCUCAUCAAACUCUCCAAGGCCGACGUGGAAAGGAAAUUGUCACAGAUGAUUCUUGACAAGAAAUUUCAUGGGAUCUUGGACCAGGGGGAGGGUGUCUUGAUUAUUUUCGAUGAACCCCCAGUAGAUAAAACUUACGAAGCUGCUCUGGAAACAAUUCAGAACAUGAGUAAAGUAGUGGAUUCCCUCUACAAUAAAGCCAAGAAGCUGACAUAGAGUUGGAUCUGUAGCGGUCCUUUGGAGAGUGUGUGUGGCGGGAGAGUGAAACCUUGGGGAAAAUGCUAGGAGAUUCUUUUUUCUUUUUGUUCUACUUUUCGCUCGGAAAGUUUUUAAAUCCUCAUUUGGUGCAUCUGUAUUCCAGCCAAUAGGUGUGCCAGUUUUCAUGUAAUCUUUACUGGCCCAACUUGGGAGUGGGGAAAUUGCUUAAAAAAAAA